Messenger RNA from Manihot esculenta (cassava), 1999 nucleotides. RefSeq names its product protein NRT1/ PTR FAMILY 2.9. The coding region runs from base 83 to 1837 and encodes 584 amino acids. Gene Ontology annotation, cellular component: plasma membrane. The record is from RefSeq and is a predicted model, not a curated record. Gene Ontology annotation, biological process: transmembrane transport. Gene Ontology annotation, molecular function: transmembrane transporter activity. The transcript is spliced from 4 exons. NCBI's taxonomy places the organism in Eukaryota, Viridiplantae, Streptophyta, Magnoliopsida, Malpighiales, Euphorbiaceae.
AAGAAACCUUACAAAAACUUCGGUUUUCAUAUGCAAUUUCUUAAUACACCCACAAAGCCAUCUGCUUCGAUUUCCAACAUCCAUGGAGAACAAGAAGCAAGAGACAAAUAAUGAGCCUGCAGAAGAAGCUCUCAACUACGCAGGAAUUAAAGCCAUGCCCUUCAUCAUUGGGAAUGAGACGUUUGAGAAGCUUGGAACCGUGGGCUCUUCCACCAACCUGGCUGCUUAUCUGACAACAGUUCUCGGGAUGGAUAGUGUCAGAGCCACCAUGCUCAUCAACAUCUUUAAUGGAAGUGCUGCUCUAGCUAUUUUGGCUGGAGCUUUCCUCUCUGAUGCUUAUUUUGGACGUUACAGGACUAUGGGUUUUGCUUGUGUCACCUCUUUCUUGGGGACACUGGUGUUAACUUUAACAGCUGCAGUAUCCAAUCUGCAUCCUCCAAAAUGUGUAGCAGGAGAGAGUAACAAGUGUGUUGGACCUACAGCUUGGCAUUUUGUUCUCCUGUUAAGUGCUUCUGGCUUCCUAGUCAUUGGAGCUGGUGGUAUCAGAGCCUGCAGCCUAGGCUUUGGAGCUGAUCAAUUCAAUCCCAACACUAAAUCUGGCAAAAGGGGUAUCACUAGUUUCUUCAAUUUGUACUACCUCAACUAUACAUUCGCCGUGAUGGUAUCUCAGACUCUCAUUGUCUUUGUCCAGUCAGACGUUAGUUGGGCUGCUGGGUUGGCUAUUCCUGCAUUUUUUAUGUUCCUUUCUUGUGUUGUAUUCUUUCUGGGAAGAAAAAUUUAUGUUGUAGCGAGACCUCAAGGUAGUCCUUUAACCAGUGUGGCUCAAGUACUUGUAGCUGCUGCAAGGAAGAGAGGGCUGAAGCUUCCUAAAAAUCCAGCUUUUGCUCUUUUCAACUAUUUUCCUCCAAAGUCUGUCAACUCUAAGCUUCCUCAUACCGAUCAAUUUAGGUUUCUUGACAAGGCAGCAAUCAUUACUGUUGACGACGAAAUCAACUGGGAUGGCUCAGCUACAAAUCCAUGGAGACUUUGCAGCAUCCAACAAGUUGAGGAAGUGAAAUGCUGGGUGAGAGUAGUUCCCAUAUGGGCCUCAACCAUAAUAUCUAAUAUUCCUAUAAUCAAACAACAUACUUAUGCAAUUCGCCAAGCUCUUCAGUUGGACAGAAGUCUAGGUACUAGUGGUUUUAAGGUACCUGCGGCUGCAUAUAUAAUCAUUCCUAUGCUAACUGUCACCAUCUGGCUUCCUAUCUAUGGCCGAAUUCUAGUUCCAUAUCUUCGAAAUCUCACUGGUAAAGGAGGAGGAUUGACAUUACUCCAAAGAAUGGGGAUUGGAAAUUUUCUUUCAAUUCUUUGUACGCUGGUAGCUGGAUUGGUUGAAGAACAUAGAAAAAAGCUUGCAUUUACUAGACCAACCCUUGGAACUGCAUUAAAAGGAGGGUCUAUAUCAUCAAUGUCUGGUUUCUGGCUAGUGCCUCAGCUUGUACUUGCAGGACUAGCCGACAGUUUCAAUUUUGUUGCACAGACUGAGUUCUACUUCAAGCAAUUCCCAGAAAAUACGAGGAGCAUUGGUCGGUUUUUCUUUUUUUCCAGUGUUGCAGUCACAAAUUAUCUAAGUGGUUUCCUGGUUUCCAUAGUCCACCAUGCUACUUCAGGAACAAAAAGUGGAGACUGGUUGGCUGAGGAUCUUAACAGAGGGAAAUUGGAUUGCUUUUAUUACAUGAUUGCUGGAAUGGGGGUUCUUAACUUCAUCUACUAUCUAUUGUGUGCUAAGUGGUAUAGAUACAGAGUUGCUGAGGAAAAUCAAAUGGAUCUGAAAUCUUUCAUCCCUUCUGAUUUAUAAAUUGAUAAGCACUUAGAUGUACCAAGAACCCAAAAAGAAUUAAAGGAAAAAGAGGAGGAGAUCAAGCUUGUUGAUAUGAAAGUAGAUCUCCGACAUGAUAUUGUUCGCUUAAUAUCCCUUAGGGUAUAGAUCUAUAAAAUAAAAGAGACAACACUCAAUGGU